CCCAGUGGCCGUGGUGUAUCCCGUGGGGCUGUGGAGGUGUCGUGCGGGGCCGGCGGUGCGCUGCGUGUACGCCCCGCUGCUGAGAGCGAGUGGCUUACAUGCGGUGCGGGCAGCCGUGUGUCUGCAUGUGGGAAGUACGCAGACCUCUGCCGCCAGCAUACCGCAAGAAGAGCAACAACAACCACCAUUGCUACUACUGUUGCUGCUGGACAACCAAAGGCGGUGAUGGCUGUUUUUAAUGGUUCUUUUUUUGGUGGAUACUACGAGGUUCCUUCUGGAAGUGGUACCGUUUCACGUCAGUCAGGUGGUGGUAGUGGAAACGAUAAUCAUGGGCAGGAAGUUCUGGGAGAUCAAGAAAGAAAAACAGAAUCGGAAUUAGGACCAAGCGCACCUGCAGGCACUGGACGGGAGUCUAUGGCACAGAAGGAUGGCGAAGGUGCGGAAUAA
This is a messenger RNA of Trypanosoma theileri, 447 nucleotides long. RefSeq lists its product as uncharacterized. The transcript has a single exon. The annotation marks the transcript as partial. The record is from RefSeq and is a predicted model, not a curated record. Lineage: Eukaryota; Euglenozoa; Kinetoplastea; Trypanosomatida; Trypanosomatidae.